Eucalyptus grandis is the source of this 540-nucleotide messenger RNA. Its product is annotated as glycine-rich protein 1-like. The coding region runs from base 1 to 540 and encodes 179 amino acids. The transcript has 2 exons. NCBI's taxonomy places the organism in Eukaryota, Viridiplantae, Streptophyta, Magnoliopsida, Myrtales, Myrtaceae. The record is from RefSeq and is a predicted model, not a curated record.
AUGCCUAAAAUAUUCAAGGAAUCAACAUUGUGGCAGCGGGCUCGCGACCAAAGAUCCUGCAAGAAAGCUUGUGGAACCGACUCGGUUCGGACACGAGUGGGAAUAGCGGGCGGUAGGAACGCAACAGCAGCUCCCGGUCAAACUCGUCGCGGCUUUGUGGAGGCGGCUCAGGCGCAGCAACUCAGGAGGGAGAGCUGGUGGACUCGGAGGGACAGCGAGCAGGCCGGUGUCGAGUCAGCGAGGGUGCUCGGCGCGGCUCAUCCUGGGCCCGGGAGUGGCGAUGGGUCGUCGGCGUCGGGUCGUGGCAGGAGGACUAGCAGCAGGUCGGACGGAGGGGCGGCAGCAGUGGCGCUCGCGGCUUCGAGCUGGGCAACGGCAGCAGCAGUGGCGCGGAGCUGCGGCGUCGGUGAUGCUCGGGGUUGCAGCGGAGGUGCGGCGACGGGCGGGCAGAGGCGCGGCGACGAGCGGGCGUCGGUGAUGCUCGGAGUUGCAGCAGCGGCGGCGGCGUUCGGAAGCGCGGCGACGGGCGUGGCUGGGUAA